Neltuma alba is the source of this 1364-nucleotide messenger RNA. Its product is annotated as sorbitol dehydrogenase-like. Bases 116 to 1189 code for a protein of 357 amino acids. Gene Ontology annotation, molecular function: zinc ion binding; oxidoreductase activity, acting on the CH-OH group of donors, NAD or NADP as acceptor. The record is from RefSeq and is a predicted model, not a curated record. The transcript has 6 exons. NCBI's taxonomy places the organism in Eukaryota, Viridiplantae, Streptophyta, Magnoliopsida, Fabales, Fabaceae.
UAGUCGCAUUCCAAGCUGUGGCACUCUAUGCUAUCCAUUCGUCUCACUGUUUCUGUGUUUCAUACAACCUUGAGAGAACAGAGAGAGUUGCAGAGAGCAAAUAGGUCAAGGUGGGAUGUCGCAUGAAGGUCAUGAGGAAGAAGAGAACAUGGCUGCUUGGCUUGUUAGUAUAAAUACUCUCAAGAUUCAACCUUUCAAGCUGCCGCCUCUGGGCCCCCAUGAUGCCAGAAUUCGAAUCAAAGCUGUUGGUAUCUGUGGCAGUGAUGUUCACUACUUCAAGAAAAUGAGGAAUGCACAUUAUGUAAUGAAAGAACCCAUGGUAAUGGGCCAUGAGUGUGCAGGGAUCAUAGAAGAAGUUGGCAGUGAAGUAAAGAAUGUGGUACCUGGUGACCUUGUGGCAAUUGAACCUGGAAUUAGCUGCUCACAUUGUGACCUCUGCAAACAAGGUCGAUAUAACUUGUGCCCCAAUAUGAAGUUCUUUGCUAGUCCACCAGUUCAUGGUUCUCUUGCUAAUCAGAUAGUGCAUCCUGCAAACCUAUGUUUCAAAUUGCCAGACAACGUGAGCUUGGAGGAGGGGGCAAUGUGUGAACCUUUGAGCGUUGGUGUUCAUGCGUGUCGCCGGGCUAAUAUUGGACCAGAAACAAAUGUGUUGAUCAUGGGAGCAGGACCAAUUGGACUUGUCACAAUGCUCUCAGCUCGUGCUUUUGGGGCACCCAGGAUCAUCAUUGUGGACGUGGAUGAGCAUCGUUUAUCUGUUGCAGAAUCUCUUGGUGCAGAUGAGACUGUUAAAGUUUCGGCAAAAAUUGAGGAAGUGAGUGAAGAAGUUGUAGAGAUACAAAAGGCAAUGAGAAGUAGGGUGGAUGUUAGCUUUGAUUGUGCAGGCUUCGACAAAACUAUGACCACUGCAUUGAGUGCUACCCGUGCAGGUGGCAAAGUGUGCCUCGUGGGAAUGGCACAGGCUCAAAUGACUGUUCCACUCACGCCUGCUGCUGCAAGGGAAGUUGAUGUGAUUGGGAUUUUCCGUUACAAGAACACAUGGCCUCUGUGUCUGGAGUUUUUGAGGAGUGGGAAGAUAGAUGUGAAGCCCCUUAUAACUCACAGGUUUAGGUUCUCUCAGAAGGAGGUUGAAGAGGCCUUUGAAACCAGUGCCCGUGGUGGCAAUACUAUCAAGGUUAUGUUCAACCUAUAGCUACGAAACUGCAUAAACAGCAGCCAAAGGCACACUCCCAUUGUUAUCAAAUAUAAGAAACAAUUUGCUAAGAUUUUUUGUAAUUUCAAUAAAUCAAAAAAAUUAGCCUUUGAGUAUUCUUGAUGGUAUAAUGAUAAACAAAUUCAACCCCUUUUUUACUAAUAAAAAAUUUUAA